Molecule: messenger RNA, 969 nt
Organism: Schistocerca serialis cubense
Lineage: Eukaryota; Metazoa; Arthropoda; Insecta; Orthoptera; Acrididae
Exons: 1
Coding region: 1-969 (322 amino acids)
Biological process (GO): sensory perception of taste
Cellular component (GO): axon; neuronal cell body; dendrite
Source: RefSeq, a predicted model, not a curated record
AUGGCAGUCAGACUCAUGCAGUGGUCAGAGCCCAUCGUGCUCUUCGGAACAUCGGCGUUUGGGAAACUUGGGCACAUCAAGGUAUUUCUUCGCGCUCUAAAAUAUGUAGACCAGCGUCUUCAACUGAAGAAUAGUAGCAGAGGAAAGGCUGAUAGUGUUAUCGUAUCUGUGGGCAUGAUUGGUGCACUAAUUACCUUAAGUGUGGCAGUUUUAAGCCUAUAUAAUGGACUGUCACAACAAAAUCGUGUGUUCAGGUCAGUGACGUACGAAGUUUACUCAGUACUUUGUACACUCGUUGCUCCACUUUUUCCACUCUUGGUGAUGGAACUUCUACUGCGGUAUAGAGCACUAAACAGACUACUCGUCACAACAAUUUGCCCAAUUACUGAAGCAGCACGAUGUGCUGAUAAAGGCCUCAUAAAGAUCCUCAUCGCUGAACCUCAGCCAUCCCAAGAGCAGCAAGAGACAACCAUCAACGACCUCCGCGCCGCGUACGCUGCUCUUGACUGUGCGGCAGAGGCGCUCCAGCAACAGUAUGGUCUUGCUGUGGCGUUAAUGGUGGCCAGUGCUUUCUUCGGCGUCAUCUACAGCUCGUAUGAAAUAAUUGUGUUGGUGGUGAUAGGUGACGUUCAAAGUAUUACCGCUGCCCUGAGUCGUUCUCUGCUCGUCUCCUCGCUGUGGCUGGUAUACCAUGGCGUGAAGUUGAUGGCGGUGUCCAUGUGCUGCUCCGCCACAUGUGACGAGGAACGCCGGACGGGAGUCCUGCUGCACAGGGCGGCAACGGCGUCCGCUCUGUGUGGGACGCCGCUACCUGAAGCAGAGGCCUUCCUGCGUGAAGUGCGGAGGGGGCCGCCUCUGAGCUUCACCGCCGGAGGCUUCUUCCACAUCCGCAGGAGCCUGAUCAUCUCCACCUUGGCAACUGUCAUCACCCACAUAGUCAUUCUGACUCAGUUUGGCAUCAAAUACUGA